AUGCGUGGCUUUUCAAUUCACGUUGUAGCUGUGGCCCUUUCCCUCUCUAUUGCUCCGGGACGAGCGAUUGGAAAUGCGCCACCCCAAGUGCCCUUGGCCGCUAAUGGCGGACGGCCUCGGUCCAGAGGCAAUCCUCUCAACAACCAAUUCAAGGAAUACAUUGACUUGGUCAGAGAGGACUUGCACGUUCCUGGGCUCUCGAUUGGAGUCGUCGACGGAGAUGAGACAUAUUUGGAGGGUUACGGCAACGCGAGACUGGAUCCCGAUGUUAAAGUAAUACCGGAUACCCUCUUUUACAUUGGCUCCAUCAGCAAGGCCAUUACUGCUGCCUCUCUCCUUUACGUCCUCGAAUCAACGACCAACACCUCGCACCCCGUCACCCUGGAAAGUCGGAUCCAUGAUCUCAUCCCGGAUGACUUCAUCCUCUCCGACGAGUACGCUACUUUACAUGCGACUCUAAAGGACGCGUUGUGCCACCGACUUGGCUACCCACGCCACGAUAUGAGCUACGGUGGGCCGGGAUUUACAGUCAAAGACGCCGUCAGACUGCUCAGACACUUACCGAUGACCAAGGAGCUUCGGCAAGAGUUCCAGUACUUUAACUAUGGGUACAUGAUUGCCCAUCACGUCGCGGCAACCCUCUCUGGGAAACCGUUUAGUGAUAUCCUCCAAGAGGCCGUUUUCGGGCCCCUUGGAAUGUCAUCGACGACUGUAAACCUUAAGCAUGCGACGCAGAACCUUGCCAUCGGCUACGGGUUCAAUAAUGUGACGAAGCAGCUGCACGAGCAACCUUGGUGGGACACUAACCUCAUCGGCCCUGGUGGAGUCAUCACGAGCGCGAGGGAUUUCACCAAAUACAUACGAGCCAUGAUAAACCAAGGCCUCCCGUUGUCCAAGGAUUCGCAGGAUGCCCUCAUCACACCGCUUAUUGUUGAGAGUCCGCUAGCCUCAGUGCACCAGUCCCAUGCUCUUUAUGCUACUGGGUGGGCUGUCACUUACUAUCGAGGUCGUCGGCUCAUAACCCAUAACGGCGGUCUCCCCGGAUUCACGGCCAUCACCGGGUAUCUUCCGGAUUAUAAAUGGGGCGCCGUGGUCGCGACGAAUGGAGAUAUUCAUGGGACUUUUGCUUCCGAAGCGGCUUUCUACCGCCUUCUCGACGACUUUCUCGACGUCUCGUCUCAUGACCGGACUGAUGUCAUUAGUCAAUAUGAUGGGUAUAUGCAAGGGAAGUACAACAAAUACGUGAAUGCACGGGAGAUAUUUUUCCCGGAUGUCCCAAAGCCUGGCCUGCCGCAUGCGCUGCCCCUGGAGGAGUACUCCGGAACGUAUUUCCAUCCGGGAUACCGCAAUAUCACCUUCGUGGUAACGGACCCUGCCGACUACCUACCCAUCGCUGAAACGACCAAAAAGGUGCUCCAUGGUUCGAAUCAACAUGAAUGGAACGUGGUCUUUGACCUGGAGCAUGUCUCAGGGGAACAUUUCAUCGCCUUCGCGAACUCGGAAAUGGGCUCACCUAUGUUGCAAGAGGUCACUACUGCUGAGUUUGUGGUUGGGCCUGACGGCAAGGUUUCUCGCCUGGGGGUCGUAAUCGAGCCUGCCCUGGCGGAGAAUAUUUGGUUUGAUAAGAUAGUCUGA
Messenger RNA from Scedosporium apiospermum, 1635 nucleotides. RefSeq lists its product as uncharacterized. Lineage: Eukaryota; Fungi; Ascomycota; Sordariomycetes; Microascales; Microascaceae. The transcript is spliced from 2 exons. The record is from RefSeq and is a predicted model, not a curated record. Bases 1 to 1635 code for a protein of 544 amino acids.